AUGCGACAUAAACUACCUGUCAACAAGAAAGCGCAGGUGGACGGGAGUUAUACAAAGGGCAUAUCCAUUAGAAACAGGUACCGGUGUCCCAGCAUGCAGCAGCAGAACGGCCACGAGGCUCCGCCCCCCCAGUUACUCUCCAUGCCCCAACAGGACACCCAGCGGAUCCUGGAGGUGUACGUCAAGCGCAGCCUGAGCCUCAACGAUGGAUCAGGCAAGAGCAAGACAGUCAGGACCAGAGUUCGCCGUUCAGCCACACUAAUUGAGAGGCGAAACGGAGCGGGGAAGCAUGAAACCUCUCGGUCUGCAAACCUGCCGGCCAGCAGAGCAGAGGCAGGACCUGCUCAGCCGGCUCCACCGGAGGCCAGCAAGCCCCCUGAAGCUGCUGCCCUGCCGGAGGCCAAGGCCAAGAAGAGUGGAAAGAAGAGCAAGAAGCACUCAUUCUUUAGAAGCUUCCUCAACCUCUUCUCCAGGAAGACUGAGAAGAAGGAGGUGGCAGACCCUGAGCAAGAAACGUCAGGUGCCAACACUGCAAAUCAGGGCUCCAGCACCACCCCUCAAUCUGAAAAAAAGAUAUGGAGGAAAAGAUCCAUGAGGAAGCCCUCAUUCAGGCGUCAUGAUAGCCAGUUGGCCAAGUUUACCCCUGUGAAAAGACCCACCAGCUUGGCCCUUUCUGACACAGCAAAUCUCCCGAACAUUGUGAGUGUGGAACCCACAGAGAAGUACUACGAGAAGCUAUCAGAGGAGCUGGCUAAGAUUGUGAAGGAAGUCAAGGAGACUCCAGUAGAUGAAGGUCAUGGGACUGAAAUUAGGAGGUCAAAAUCAGCUAUAGAGAAUGAAGCCAUACAGAAGAUUGUUUUACUGCUGAAACAACAGGGGGAUAUCAUUGAUGAAAAGCUGAAGGACAACACCAGCAUGAACUCCAUCUUCCAGGGACUCUCCUACAGCUCCUUCCAGCAAAUUGCCGAUCACUAUGUGGAGACAGAGACCCCAGAGGUGCUCCCCCAUGGCACCGGAGGCCCAGAGCUGGUCCGCUUCGCAAUCACCCUUGACGUCACCGCCAAGAUGGCCGGCCUGUCCAACCAGACAGUGGGACGCAUCAUGGGACUGGGCAAUCAGUAUCUCCUGCAACGGUUCACGCAGAUGAGCAUGAACUUGGUAUCUCAGGAUUACAGUGGGCAGACACACAACAGCCUGGAAUCACCGCAGUGAAGUGUAUUUUACUACUGAGGGACAAACCCCACAUCUUCACCUCUGUGAAUUACAGUUUUAAGUCUUGAAACUGUCGAAGUAUCACAUCUCUAAGUAAUCAGUGGUCUCACUAUGGAUCUUUUUGCUAUGGAUGUUCUACCAUAGUCUUAAAACAUGCAAUUCUGCGUUCGUCAGUGCAUGAAUGCCGACGAUCUGCAUUCGCCACCAUCCAUGAAUGGAAAGAAGAGAAAACAGUGAUCUUGUCAUCAGUCCUUAUCAGUUCACACAUUUCUUGGCACUGGAAAACUAAAAAUAUGGUAUUUGCACAUUUGCUACUUGGAAACAUGUAGGAAACUGGGUAACCAUGCAAUAUAUUAGUUAUAUUGCAAUGAAUUUAUUACAGUCUAACCUUUGUAAUAUACAGAAAUAUGAAUUCCUAAGAUUUGCAAAGCACACCAUUCAGAAGGUGGGAAAACUGCAUUCUGUUAAAUAUGAAACAGGAACUGAAGAAUUUGCAAACCUGUUUGAGUAGGUUUAUAUGAACUAGCUGCAUUUGACUGUAUCUACUGGAGUACUAUGAAGCUCAGCACUUUAUGCCAACAAACAUUGAAACUGUAAAUUAUGUUUUGUAAAGGAAAUUAUAUAUUUAUUUAUGAAAUGUGUAAGGAAGAUUUUGUACUGUUUUACUGUGAGCAAUGCAAUCACAUUACCUGAAGACCCACUUUUACUGCUAGUAAAAGUGUUAUAAUAAUUGAAAUUGUGUGUUAGCUGUAAGACCUCUGAAAGUGUUACAAUAAGAGAAUUGUUUACAAAAAAAAUGUCAAUCUAAA
Messenger RNA from Paramormyrops kingsleyae, 2021 nucleotides. RefSeq lists its product as uncharacterized. Lineage: Eukaryota; Metazoa; Chordata; Actinopteri; Osteoglossiformes; Mormyridae. Gene Ontology annotation, biological process: regulation of extrinsic apoptotic signaling pathway. The record is from RefSeq and is a predicted model, not a curated record.